Arachis duranensis is the source of this 1726-nucleotide messenger RNA. Its product is annotated as lysine histidine transporter 1. Lineage: Eukaryota; Viridiplantae; Streptophyta; Magnoliopsida; Fabales; Fabaceae. The coding region runs from base 166 to 1521 and encodes 451 amino acids. The transcript is spliced from 7 exons. The record is from RefSeq and is a predicted model, not a curated record. Gene Ontology annotation, cellular component: plasma membrane.
GACAGAGUGAUCGUAUAACUCUACAUUCAAGUUUGGCAGGCACUUCCUACUUCAUAUUAUUAGAAACCCACCCUCAAAGAUUUCUAUAUCCUAAUUAUUAUCACAUCAUUAUUCCUCUGCCUUCCAUAGUUCCAUUCUCCACUCAGUUCUCAAUUCUGAUUAGUCAUGGGAACUCAAGGACCAACUGAACUCAACUCUCAUACUAAUGGCUCUGGCUCUGUUGAUGGGAAGACAGAGAGAGAGAAGGCAAUUGAAGCGUGGCUGCCAAUAACUUCUUCGAGAAAUGCAAAAUGGUGGUACUCGGCUUUUCACAAUGUGACAGCCAUGGUUGGAGCUGGUGUUCUCAGUCUUCCUUAUGCCAUGUCCGAACUUGGAUGGGGUCCUGGUGUGACUGUACUUGUUCUAUCAUGGAUCAUUACCCUGUACACUCUAUGGCAAAUGGUUGAGAUGCAUGAAAUGGUUCCAGGGAAACGUUUCGACAGGUACCAUGAAUUGGGUCAAUACGCAUUCGGCGAAAAGCUUGGUCUUUAUAUUGUGGUGCCUCAACAGCUUAUAGUUGAAGUUGGUGUGAACAUAGUGUACAUGGUUACUGGAGGCAAAUCACUACAGAAGUUCCAUAAUACUGUUUGUUCGGAUUGCAAAAAGAUCAAGUUGACUUUCUUCAUUAUGAUUUUUGCCUCUGUUCACUUUGUGUUGUCUCAUCUCCCCAAUUUCAACUCAAUCUCUGGUGUGUCCUUGGCAGCAGCUGUCAUGUCCUUAAGUUACUCCACCAUUGCAUGGGCAGCUUCAGCUCACAAGGGAGUUCAAGAAAAUGUGGAGUAUGGGUACAAAUCUUCAAGCAGAGUAGGAACAGUGUUCGGGUUCUUCAACGCCCUGGGUGACGUGGCGUUCGCCUACGCCGGCCACAACGUGGUGUUGGAAAUCCAGGCAACGAUUCCGUCGACGCCGGAAAAACCAUCCAAGGGUCCAAUGUGGAGAGGAGUGGUUGUUGCUUACAUAGUUGUGGCUUUGUGCUACUUCCCUGUGGCUCUUGUUGGCUACUGGAUGUUUGGAAAUGGUGUUGCGGACAACAUCCUCAUCUCUUUGGAGAAACCCAAGUGGCUUAUUGCUAUGGCCAACAUGUUUGUUGUUGUCCAUGUUAUUGGAAGUUAUCAGAUCUAUGCAAUGCCCGUCUUUGACAUGAUUGAAACUGUCAUGGUCAAGAAACUCAAUUUCAAACCAAGCCGAAUUCUUCGUUUUAUUGUACGCAAUGUGUAUGUUGCAUUCACCAUGUUCAUUGCUAUCACCUUCCCAUUUUUCGGGGGUCUCCUGGGAUUUUUCGGAGGUUUCGCCUUUGCUCCAACAACCUACUUUCUCCCCUGCAUCAUGUGGCUAGCGAUCUACAAACCAAGGAAAUUUGGCUUGUCCUGGUGGGCUAACUGGAUUUGCAUUGUGCUUGGCCUAUGUUUAAUGAUUUUAUCACCUAUUGGAGGAUUGAGGCAAAUCAUACUGGAUGCCAAGAGCUACAAGUUCUACUCUUAAACUAAUUCCUGUUGAAUCAAUGAAGAUUUGAAGAUAUAGUGGAAGUAUGACAAAUGAAUACAUUAUUCCUGGAACAUAUUACUGGACCAUUAUGCCGCAAAUUUUCUAGAUAAUAUUGGUUAAUUUUCACUUAUGAAUGUAAAUUAUGAGUUUUCUCUUUGAUUAUGGGUGAAAUUGUCUUAAUGUUUAUUCGCUAAUGCUUACC